AUGAAUUCUAAUAAUAACUACACUAGCAAAAAAAAUGCAUUUUUAACUCGAAUAGGUGUUGACUUUGGCUACAACGAGGCAAAGGAAUGUUCAACCACAAACAAUACUAAAACAGAUAAUAAACAAGAUGGUUGUAAUCAAAUUCUGGAAUUAAAAAUUGAAUACUCAGACCUAUCAAAAAUAAACAGUCUUAAGCUUGACAGCAUAUACAGCCUAAAUUUUAAAAACUUUACUGAGGAACUUUAUAAAGCAUUGAUAAAAGAGUGCAACUAUAACUUAUUGAAUUUAAGUACGUUAAACACAUCAUUAGACAUUGAGUCCUUGACGAGUGUCAGUAAUCGAACGAUGAAAGCUAUAAAAGAUCAAAAAAUAUUUUCGAUAUUAGGAUAUUUUCCAACAAUUUCUGUAGAACUGAAAAACCGUGGUUGGGUGGAAAAACGAGAUCCGUACAGACCACCAAUCAAUUAUUUGCAAUAUCUAAAAUCAUCACCAUAUAUGGUUAAUUGGGUCGAAUCGCCCCCACUGAUAUCGCCAAUGAAUGAAUACGAAGGUGCCAUUGAGCGUCUGAAAAGUUUGCAAUCGUGGAGUAUUCUUAAAAAUAAAAGAUCUGAUUUUAUUUUCGUCACAAGAAAACGGUUGAUUAAUUGGUCCAGUUUAAGUAAAUUGACAUGUGUCAGCCAAAUGACAAGACACAUAUUUUGUACCAAAAAUGGUUUGGCACAAUGUUUGGAAUCUUACAAAAAUGCUGAAACAAAUUUGAUGUUUCCGAGAUGUCAUUAUAUUCGAACUGAAGCAGACUGUGAUGCAUUUGUGGAAGAUUACAUUACAACAGCGUUAGUAAGCACAUUGAAAAUUAUUGUAAAAGCGAUUGAGAAUAAUAAAAAUAUGUUCACUGCAGAUGGCAAUAUACCAUACAAACUGAUUGGUUUUGUGAAACGAUGUGUACUAAAAUUUCUGAAUAACCAAAUAGCUGGCAAUACUGAAACAGAUAUAUGGAAAUUUAAGAGUCAACAAGAAGUAUGGAAUGAAUUUAUGAUUCAUUACAAAAAAUUGAUCAUCGACAGUAAUGCCAAAUUUAAUCAAGAAUAUAAAUAUGAAUUAGAAUUGGAUGUAUAUGCGAAAUGUAAAUAUUUACUCGAAGAAGUGAAAACAUAUUGUCCCCAACACUACAUAGACGGGAUUACCAAUACAUGGAUCAUAAAACCCACGUCAAACUGUUCUGGUCAUGGCAUCAUGUUGUCCAGAGACUUACAGACAAUAAAACAAAAAAUCCCCAAAUCAGAUGUUUUGAGAAAUAAUUAUAUUUUACAGAAAUAUAUAGAGAGACCCCUUUUGGUUUAUACAUGUAAAAUUGAUUUGCGACAAUGGUUUUUAGUGACCAAUAUGAAUCCAGUAGUUGUGUGGAUGUAUAAAGAGGGUUACGUCCGAUUUUGUACUAACAGUUUCUCCAUGGGAAACAUGCAUGAAUCCAUUCAUCUCAGCAAUGUAAGACUGCAAAUUAGGUAUCGAAAAAUUAGGAAUUCACAAGUACCUGCAGAGUGCAUGUGGGAUUACAGAGAACUACAAAACCAUUUGAGAAAUAUUGGACAAGAAUACGUAUGGGAUGAAUUAAUUUUUCCCGGGAUGAGCGAAAGUAUUUACGCUGUUUUACAAGCUGCAACCGACACUUCGUUUUACCGGGACAAUACUUUUCAGUUGUAUGGAGCCGAUUUCUUGAUCGCAGAUAACUUUAUCCCAUAUUUGAUUGAGAUCAAUUCCAUUCCCGGACUGAAUCCAUCUACGAGCGUAAUUGCAAAUUUGGUGCCUAUGCUCCUAGGUGACAUUAUAAAAGUGACGGUGGACUACAAGAAAAAUUUGAACGCCGACACAGGACUGUUUGUAAAGGUUGUGCCGGAAAAGUGGAAACCAACCUCAGCGGUGGACAGCGGUAAUCCAUUCAAUUCGUCGGCGGCCGGGAUUGCCAACCAGACACCGUUCACGUUUGACUACCACCGCCGGUUGGUGCCACUACGGCUACAUAGGUAA
Messenger RNA from Metopolophium dirhodum (rose-grain aphid), 2025 nucleotides. Its product is annotated as tubulin glycylase 3A-like. Gene Ontology annotation, biological process: cilium movement; protein polyglycylation; cilium assembly. NCBI's taxonomy places the organism in Eukaryota, Metazoa, Arthropoda, Insecta, Hemiptera, Aphididae. Gene Ontology annotation, cellular component: cilium. The record is from RefSeq and is a predicted model, not a curated record. Gene Ontology annotation, molecular function: protein-glycine ligase activity, initiating.